This is a messenger RNA of Cicer arietinum (chickpea), 970 nucleotides long. Lineage: Eukaryota; Viridiplantae; Streptophyta; Magnoliopsida; Fabales; Fabaceae. The record is from RefSeq and is a predicted model, not a curated record.
UCAUUCAUAAAAAUUGAAGACUGAAAUAUUAAAAGGCGGAAGCACACAAACCAACCCGGCCGAUACAGUGUUAUUUGGUCCUUUUCUUUUCCAAAUCAGCUUUCAUCCAACAUUAUACUUACCGCCGCCGUUUUCUUUGACGUGUGGAUAAAUUAGAACCAUCUCAGACCAUCCUCACUCAGGACCUCACCGACGAGCUCGUCAUCGUCGAAAACAAACCCGAUAAACUCCGCGGCGAGAUGGUCGACCUUCAGGGCGCCACUGCCUUUCUCCCCCGCGUUAAGAUCAACUCAUCCAUUGAAUACUCCGUUCCGGAUCCGAUCUUUGUAUUGUUACCGCCGGCGCACGACAGAAUGCCGGUGAGUCAAGGCUGAACCUCCCUCAGAGGAACCUCGCUCUAUUCAAGGAAAUCAUACCUGCUCUGGCUCGUUACUCGCCGCAUACUCAUCGUGUCUAACCGUGUCGGUGUUCUCACCUACAUCGCAUGGAAGCUCUCCAGGUUCCCAUCCAAUCGGAUUAUCGGGUUGCGUACUGUUCAGAUUCUUGCCAACGUCAAGAGGAAGGUUAUGAGCUCUUGCAAAUGAUACUUGAUAGUGGAAAGAAUUCAAUCUUACAAGACAGGUUCAUUGUAGAUAACUGCAGAACUCUAUUCUUUGCUGGACAUGAAACUACUGCAAAUACAGCGUCGUGGUGCCAUUCACCGGCUUAUGGUUUGGUUAUUGAACCUGAUCAGGGAGUUGUUCUUAAUAUGGCUAGAAUUUAAACAAUAAUGUAACUAAAUGAGAUAUAAACUACUUCUGGUUUUUUUUUUCUAUUAAAAAAAUCAAUCAUGUUAAUUAUGAACAGAGUUAGAGGCUGCCUUAUUCCAAUAUUGUUGUGAGUUGGAGAACCAAUUUGGAUUUUCAUUCUUUUUUGCUUUCUCAAAUUUAAGAUGUUUCCAUCAUAUUGAAUUGUGUAGCAGAUUCCUUAA